ACGAACCAACCACGUGACUUUGGAACCAAAGUCCAAAACAAACAAACCGAGAAGUUUUUGAUACCAAUAUGGCAGAGUCUCCCGUCUUAUUAAACAAACAUGAGGUGGAACAUUGCCUCAGUUACGACGAUCUGAUUCCCAGACUGGAGUCUAUCAUGGGAACGUUUUCUAAACGGGACAGUUCUGAAAUUAUCCAGCCUGUGAGAUCUGUGGUCCCCAUACAGCAACACAAUGGGUUUUUAGGCGUGAUGCCUUCAUAUCUGGCCGCUGAGGGUAUUUUAUGCACAAAGAUGGUGACUUUCUAUCAACGUGCACAGGGCUCCAGUUUACCAUCAACUCAAGCCACACUGUUACUGUUCGAUCCCGAGCAUGGGCAUGUCACAGCGAUAAUGGAUGGGGAGGCCAUCACAGCCAAACGAACCGCAGCAGUGUCAGCCAUUUCAGCUAAACUGUUCAUGCCAGCUCUUUCAAAGGUGUUGUGUAUCCUUGGUUCAGGGCAACAGGCUAGAAGCCAUUAUGAUGUCUUUACUAAGGUCUUUAAGUUCAAAGAGGUCCGAGUGUGGAGUCGAAGGAGAGAAAUGGCUCAUCGGUUCGUUAAUGAUCUCCAAGGCCCUGUUAGAGUUUGUUCUUCGGUGAAGGAGGCUGUGAUGGGAGCUGAUGUAAUAGUCACUGCCACAGGUGCUAGUGAACCGAUACUCUUUGGCGAGUGGGUCAAAUCAGGUGCCCACGUAGCAGCGGUUGGCGCUUGUCGUCCAGACUGGAGGGAAUUGGAUGACGUCUUGAUGAGAGAGGCUGUGGUGUAUGUGGACAGCAGAGAAGGGGCUACAGCAGAGUCAGGAGACAUAGUUCUGUCUGGAGCUCAAGUUUUCGCAGAGCUCGGAGAAGUUAUAAAUGGAUCCUUUCCUGCUCAGCGUGAGAAGACUACGGUAUUCAAGUCACUGGGCAUGGGGAUACAAGAUGCUGUCUCAGCCAAACUUGUGCUGGAGAAGUGGAACAGCGAACAUUGAAGAAGCAGCCAGCAGUUUCCUCCGCUGAUUGCACAACAGGAGAACUGGCCCCAACUGAACCUGCAGGCUUUUUUCUCCAUUCUGUCACCUGAUCGAGUUCAGGUUCCUCACCACUGUCACCUCUGGCUUUCUUAGUUGGGGACACUUUACUGUACAUUGAGAACUGAAUUGGACGAUGACAUCAUUUUUGGCUGAGCUGCUUUAUAGACAAAUUGAACUAAUUUAAUAAUUAAUGAUAACUGAAUUAACACUCAAAUGACCUAAGCUGAAAUGCAUACUUUUCCUGUUGUCACUUUAUAGUUGCUUUGAAACAAUCUCCUAUAUAAAUAAAGGGGACUUGACUGGAAUAGUCUCAUCUGCCAUGGUGGUGGCGGUGUCUUUCCCACAAUGAACAAUCAUGCAAACAAAACCGCUCUCCCUCUUUACAUAAAAAUGACUUGUGCUGCAUCAGAUAUCACAUACUCUAUUGUAUGUACUACAUUAGAUUUGAAACCAUUUUUUAAAUACAAUGAGGUAUAGCCAACACUGUGACAAAUGAAUUCCUGGGCCUAGUUACGUAGAUAAACUAAUGAUUUCAGCAGACAUGAAAAACAAAAGACAAAGACAAACGUUUUUAGAUUGGGUUUCUAUUUCAGACAUAAAGGUUAAUACAUUGUAGUUUUAGUGGAGACAGUAAAGCAAGAAUAAGCAUUUCAAACUGCCAUUGUUACAGAAUUUUCUAAUUGAAACAUUCCAUGUGCCAAAUUACAACCGUUUUCUUUUUAACCAAGACCAACUGUAAGUUUAAUACUUGAUGUCCGUAAGUCUUACAACAAAUAAGUUGAAUUACUGUUCUCAAAUAUCCACUGCAUUUAUCAGCAGCAAUGUUCAUGGAAGGAUAUCAAUCUUUAGAGGAUAUAUAAACCCCAUGACAGUGUCUACAAUAUAGAUAUUUCUGACAUGCUCAGCUUACCAACAAAAUCCUGGUCUGAAGCUAGGCACUGGUAGAUCUGUAGUCUAAAUACAAUACUUGGACUGUAAAAUGGAUAAAACACUGCCAGACUGACUAAAAUACAGUGAGAUCCACCCUUCGGAAUAUUCAGAUACAGUAGUGAAAAUAGGCUAUAUGCUGACAAAACAAAGCUAUUAUAUGCAUUUUAACUAGGUUUGUAUCUUAUACAGUUAAACAAAAUAAACUCUCCAACAUGGGAACCAUAACACAUCGAACCAAUAAAGUGUUUUCUUCAGCUGUCCUCUAGUAAAGUAGUUCCUUCAAUAUUACUGCAAUCUCUGACUCUUACAAGUACACAAUUAAAA
This is a messenger RNA of Pimephales promelas (fathead minnow), 2303 nucleotides long. It is a transcript of the gene crym, whose product is annotated as crystallin, mu. Gene Ontology annotation, molecular function: thyroid hormone binding. The record is from RefSeq and is a predicted model, not a curated record. Gene Ontology annotation, cellular component: cytoplasm. Gene Ontology annotation, biological process: thyroid hormone metabolic process. Lineage: Eukaryota; Metazoa; Chordata; Actinopteri; Cypriniformes; Leuciscidae.